ACAAAAUAUUUACAUUUGAUCAUGUUUGUGAUUGUAUGGAUGAAUGUAGUGAUGAACAAGAACAAUACGCAUUAAGUUAUUCAACAUGUUAUAAAAGUGCAAAAAUGACUUGUGAAGAACAUUAUUGUAAUCCCUUAGAAUUCUCCUGUGGCGAUGGUGAAUAUGAUGAGCAAGUUACAAACAUAAGUUGUAAAUUAAAUCUAACAAAUCCACGUUUUAAGUGUCUUAAAACCGAUAAAUGUAUUUUAAGAAGACAAUUGCUAGAUGGAAUAUCUCAAUGUAAAGAUAAUUCAGAUGAAACAUUUCCCAUUAAAUGUACUGAGUUAGACGAUAUUGGCUGCCAAUAUCUUCGAGGUGACGAGUUGUUGCUUUCUUCAUACAUUAAUUUUCGUGAAUAUUGUAAUGGUUUUACACAUGAAUAUUACUAUUUGAAAAAUGAAACAGAUGAAACGGAUUGUAAUGAAUUAUGUCUUACAGAUUAUACAUUAUGUGAUGGUGUUUGGAAUUGUUUAAAUGGACGUGAUGAGUUAGACUGUCCAAAUAGAAUAGUUGAAUCAUCCAUAAAAAAUGAUAUAGCGGAAUGUGAAAUAAAUGAACAUUAUUGUUUCAAACUGAAUCUAAACGGUACUGUUGAUUUGACUUGUCUACCGAUUGAACAAGCAAAUAAUGAUAUCAUUGAUUGCUUGGGUUCGUAUGAUGAACGAAAAUAUUGCCGUGAUCAAAACAUUUCAUUACAAUUGGAAACAUUGAGGGGCUUUCGUUGUUGGAACAGUAAUAUUUGUAUACAUGCAAUAAAAGUAUGUGACGGUGUUACUGACUGCCCAUCGAAUGAUGAUGAAAUGAUUUGUCCUUGGAAAAAGUUCAAGUGCUUUAUUCCCUUGAUAUAUGACACGAUUUUAUGUAAAGAAACAGGCGUUUGUAUAAGUGCAUCAAGGCAUCGUUGUACAGGCAAAUUUGAUUGUCUUCAUGGUGAUGAUGAAUGGCUUUGUGAUCUUGAUAAUAAAGUAAAAGUAAAUCCAUUUCAAAUAGAUUACUUAAGUGAAUAUCCACCUGUAGUGGUAAGACGGUCAUCGAGCAGGAAAUUAUCAGAAAUUUUGAGUGUACGUGAUAUUAUUUACUGCAAUCGAGGCAUUGUGGUUGAAUCAAAAUAUCAGCCAACAUACAAAGCUUGUUUAUGUCCGUCAUCUUAUUAUGGUGAAAAGUGUCAAUAUCAAAGCGAUCGCAUAACGGUUCAUUUUCGAAUUCAAACACGAAGUUCCAUAUCUCGUCAAACAGUGUUUAAGUUUGUUCUUUUCCUUCUUGACGAUAAUAAUACAAUUAUAUCUCAUGAACAAAUUAAUCAUAUGCCCUACAAACAAAGUCUAUAUAAGCACUUGAUAUAUUUACCCUAUUUAAGAUCGAAAUCAGUUGAAAACCAGUUGUCUGUUCAAAUUGAUGCUUAUCGCGUCACUAUUACGGACUUAACAUAUGAAUCUAGUUGGUAUUUCGAUGUUAAAUUGUCAUUUCUACCCGUUAAUAGACUUAUCAUCAAAUUAAUUGUUAAAGAGAAAAAUGAAGAAAAACAGCACACUCCGAUAGAAUGUAGUGAUGUUUGUGUACAUGGCAGUUGUUCAAUAUAUCAAAAUUCCAAAAGACAAUUAUGUUUGUGUCAUGAUGGAUGGGCAGGCAAACUUUGUAAUAAAAAGUCACGAAAUGAUACUUGUACUAGUAAUAGUUGUGGUAAAGGUGCGGUGUGUGUAACUACAGCAGUAGAAAAUCCCAUUUGUAUUUGUCCACUUGGAUACACAGGAUAUAGUUGCCAUGCUCGUUAUAAUCCAUGUAAGAGUAUUCAGUGUGCGAAUAAAGGACAUUGUCUACCAUUCGAUGAUCGAACAUUAAAAUAUAUUUGUGCUUGUCCAGAAGAUUAUUUUGGUGAUGAAUGUCAAUAUAGUAGUGCAAAAGUGUCAAUUCAAUUUCCAUAUAUAGAUAUUCUAGCUGUUGUGAUACAUUUUGUUGAUCAGAAUUCUUUAGAUGCUUUUGUGCAUCGAAAACGGCUUUUAUAUAGAAAUAUUCAACCGAAUAAAUAUUUGUCAAUUGUUUAUGAAAAAGAGUUGUAUUUGUCAUCAUUCAUCUAUGUACAAAUCUUUGUUGAUAAUAAUCGUUUUUAUGGUACGUAUUAUCUUCUAGCUUUUCUUCCCAAUAAAACAAAAUCGAUUGUUACAUCUGUUAAAGAGCUUGAUAGGUGUCCAUAUGUAAACGAAUUAUUAAAUUUUACUUCACCUUUAAAUGGUAUUAAAUUAUAUCAUAGAAUAUGUCAUAUGAACAAUAAAACACUUAAAUGUUUUCAUGAUGAUAUUUAUAUGUGUUUCUGUAACAGUAAUCGAUAUGCUGAUUGUCUCAUAUUUGAUCAUCGUAUUGGUAAUUGUAGUAAUAAUAAUGAAUGUUUAAAUGAAGGUCGAUGUAUUGACAGUGCACAUAAUGGAAUCGUAACUAUGGUUUGUAUUUGUAAAGAAUGUUAUUAUGGUUCAAGAUGUGAACUUUCAUCAGCUCAAUAUACUUUAACAUUAGAUGCUCUUAUUGGAACAGAAAUACAAAUUGGUGUAUCAUUAAAUAAUCAAAAAUUAAUAAUCAAAUUAACAUUUACAAUUGUUUUAUUCAUCAUUAUAAUUGGAUUAAUAUCCAAUACAUUAUCAUUCAUAACAUUUUCUCAACCAAAAACAAGUGAAAAUGGUUGUGGAUUUUAUUUAUUAUGUAUUUCAAUAAUAAGUCAGAUAGUUUUAAUUGUUCUAGCAGCAAGAUUUUUCUAUUUAUUAAUAACACAAAUAAGUAUAAAACAAAAUCGUUCAAUAAUUUAUAUUGGAUGUAUAACAUUAGAAUUUAUGUUAACAUUUUUCACACACAUAUUUGAUUGGUUAACUGCAUGUAUUGCUGUUGAGAGAAUGGUCGCUGUUGUUGGCGGAAUAAAAUUUGAUAAAAAACAGAGUAGAAAAAUAUCGAAACUUGUUGUAUUCAUACUAGUCUUAUUCAUAUUUACUACUACUAUACAUCAACCAUUUUUUACUCGUCAACUAAUUAAUGAUCAAUAUGAUCGUAUUUGGUGUGUUAUGAGAUCAUCAUAUACAUGGCUUGAAAAAUAUGAAACAAUCAUAAAUAUAUUACAUCUUCUUUUACCGUUAAUUAUUAAUCUUAUUUCAGCAUGUAUAAUAUUUACAAAAGUUGCUCGAAUAAAAACAAAUAUAUCAAUAAGAAAACGAAAAAAUAUAAAAAAUAGUUAUUAUAAAACAAUAAGAAAACAAAUUUGUUUAAAUAAACAUCUUUUAACAAGUCCAUUAAUUAUAAUUUUAUUUCGAUUACCACGUUUAAUUUUUUUCAUAGCAUUUUUAUUUAAUUUUAUUUUAUGUUUAAAAUUUUCAUUUCAAAAUUAUUUAUAUUUAGUUGUAUAUUUUAUUUCAUUCAUACCAUUUAUAACAUCAUUAGGUAUUUUUGUUUGGCCAUCACCAUUAUAUUUAAAAGAAUUACNACCUUUGACGUCAGUGACGAGACCUGUGUCGUAUUAUAGAGCUCAGCAGGCUGAACCGAAUGGUGAAAACCACAAGUCUCUGGCCUUGUUAGAAAAGAAAUUAUAG
Didymodactylos carnosus is the source of this 3605-nucleotide messenger RNA. Lineage: Eukaryota; Metazoa; Rotifera; Eurotatoria; Philodinida; Philodinidae. The record is from the annotation of a GenBank genome assembly.